This is a messenger RNA of Durusdinium trenchii, 1386 nucleotides long. The record is from the annotation of a GenBank genome assembly. Lineage: Eukaryota; Dinophyceae; Suessiales; Symbiodiniaceae.
AUGCCCCUACCAGCUGAAGAUGCCAGUGCUCGACCCAGACGAAGGCAUGGGAGACGGCAGAGUCGGCAACCGGAGACGUCUACUUUAGCCUGUGGAUGGUCAUGCUCCAGAGCCUUGCUGAUCAUUGCUGUCCUAUCGACUAUUCUGCUUGUCGCAAGCACCUACUCUCAGGCUGAUGCUUCUUCUUUGAUGAGCCUCUACCUGCAAUCUGCUGCUGCAGAUCGAUUCCUUGGCCGUCCAGCCCUGGAAGGUCGCAAUGCGACAACAGACGCAGACAGAACAAUAUCUACGCCAGCUCCAACCACACCAGCUGCGACAUCCGUGCCACCUCAGACGACUGCUGCUCCAGUUAGAGAGCCUGUGGCAACGACCAGAGCGUCUGGAGCUCCUUCCACGACACUUCCGACACUUCAGACUACGCUUCAGAGCUCACAAGCCGAUGGCCCUGUGAUGCAGGUCACUGAUGGGUCUGGACGUUUGGGCAACAACUUGGCCUUCAUCCUUCGUGGAAUUAUUUAUGCAAAGCUCACUCAUCAUGUGGCGGUUCAAUUCAGCAUUACCAGCAAGUCCGUGAAGGAGCUCUUCGAACCAAAGGCAGUGUUGCAGCUGAGUAGCUCCAAGCUGGAGGGUCAACGUUUCUGUCCAGAGAAGUCUGACAAGCGCCAAGAAGGAAGGCCAAUCUACAACUUCCAGGGCGAGCGAUGCAAGGGUAGCACAGCGAAGGACUUUCACACUUUGGCAUUGGACACCUUGGUGCAGGCAUUCAAACCGGAAUUCAAAAGUUGUUUGAAUAAUGUUGGAGCGCCUGAAGAUGCGGAGAAGGAGUUGACAGUUCACCUCAGGGGGCAGGACCUUUGGGGCAUGGCUGAGUAUGAGCUCAAAUCUGAUAAGCCGAUACCCAUGGAGGCGAAUGCGCAUCAUUGGCUUUGGCAUCAGCCGCCAUGCACCAUGUACCGCAAGAUCAUUGUCGAAGAAGGCUUCAAGAAAGUCAUCGUGGUUACAAGCCCGGACUUGAGGCAUGUUUGUGUCGAGUGGCUCAAAUCCAAUGCUGCCAGCCUUGGCAUUGAGGUGGUAAUUCAAUCUGGGAGCCUCAUGGAGGACUUCUGCGCCCUUGCCAAAGCAUCGAACUUGGUGUUGUCUUUUUCAACGCUGGGCGACAAUGCCGCUGUGCUGAACAAGCGAGUCAAGAAGAUAUUCUUUCGUGAGUUUGCCCAAACGCAUUCAUUGAUGGAUUGUGGGCUAUGGCCAGGAACCACCUUAUACCAGUACAAGAUGCCAAUCAGCGAAGGAAAGCAUCCACCAUAUGGCAACACUUAUCGAGAGAUCAUCAAGUGGUUCACGACCUAUGACGAGACGCAGAUCACCAAGUCUGAGGGAUGCAGGUGA